AUGGAUCCUGACCUCCCGUCGCCUCCCGUCGCUCGCUCGCAGCGGACCGUUGCUUCGCUUGCACGAGUCAGCGUGCCAAAUGCGUCCCUCCCGUUCGCACAGCGUCCAGUGGGUUUGAACCUGGAUGCGCUUUCCGGGCCGCCAUCGAGCGAUCCCCCGCUGUUCUCGAGUGAUGAUUUUCAGCCGGGGCUGGAGGAUUACACGCCAAAGUCGUCAUCUGGGGCGCGUCGGGGAGCGGAGCACGAUGGAGGGGAAAAUAAGACGGUGAGGAAGCGACGGUAUCGCGGGACAUGGUGGGGAGAGAAACUGCCCAUUAAGAAGAAGAGGACAAGGACAGAGUUCAAGAAGAAGAGGGAUCUGGACAGUGGCGUCUGGAUGAUGAGCGGUGACGAUUCUUCCGGUCUGCUAAGUUCGGAUGUCGUGGAUGCGGCGGACGACUCUGAAAUGGUUGGAGGUUCCAGGGCAUCUGAAGAGAAGAGCUUUGAGAGUCCGGCUAUCUGGGGGCUUCCGCAGGCGUCGAUUGGAUUGCACAGUGAAGGGGUUAUGAGAAAACCCGUGAAGGCGGACCGCGCGAUGGAAACCGAAGCUCAGAGACACGCCAGAUCAGCGGUAUAUCGAUGCCUGGAAGAAGGGAAUGAUAACGUGGAUCUCUCAUACUUCAAUCUGGAAACGAUCCCUCCUGGCAUCUUGCAACCGCUCAUCCAACUAACGAAAGAACCCACUUUGGAAAAGCCUCCGCUCUCUGAGGACGUUUACGGGCCGCUGGAGCCGUUCCUUCGACUUUAUCUUCCGCAGAACCGUCUUACUUUCCUCCCGAAGGAAAUAUUCGAUCUUGAAGAGCUGAAGGUACUUAGCCUGCGCCAGAAUGAACUCAGCGAGGUUCCCUGUGCAAUCCGAAAGCUCAUCAAGCUGCAAGAUUUGAACCUAGCCGUCAACAGGCUAACAUAUCUUCCAUGGGAGAUACUUGGGCUUAUGCAAACAGGCGACUUGAAGCGCCUAACCGUCCACCCAAACCCCUUCGUCUCACUAAACGAAACCGAAAUCGCUCAGUGGCACUGGGAUGUCGAAGAAGGAACCACUCCCAUCUCCGAGCGGCUAAAACAAAGCCACGACGCCGGUGACGAUAAUCCCCAAGCCUGGCUCCCUCUCCACAUCGCAACAGGGCGAAUCACGUACUUUGACCAGGAAGGCCGCCCGCUCCCACACAGCGACCGCCCACUCACCCGCACUUUUGCGCAAUCCCUCCGCGAGCUCUCCCUGCAAGCCUGUUUGCGCUCUCCGCAGAUGUCCCAUCUCCUCGACCACACAGCCGACGACGGAACGGACGACCAGGGCUUGGAUUGUCCGUCGUUUGUCGCGCGGCUCUUGGAUUUUGCCAGGCUCGUCAAACGAACGGGUGAUCGAGCGUGUUCUGUUUGUGGACGGACGUAUGUGAUACCUCGAGUUGAGUGGGUGGAGUGGUGGGAUUGUUCACCGUAUGAGAACGGGUCGAAGAUCGGGAGGGUGAAUGGGCAACGGCUGUGGCCUUUGCCGUUUGUAAGGAGGGGAUGUAGCUGGGGAUGUGGGAUGGCGGCAGUCGAGGGGAAAGUGAGUGACUAG
Molecule: messenger RNA, 1599 nt
Organism: Uncinocarpus reesii 1704
Lineage: Eukaryota; Fungi; Ascomycota; Eurotiomycetes; Onygenales; Onygenaceae
Exons: 2
Coding region: 1-1599 (532 amino acids)
Molecular function (GO): protein binding
Source: RefSeq, a predicted model, not a curated record